GUUUAGUUUUAAAUCUUUUAUUUAUCUCAAGCUUUUCUUCUGCUCCAGUGUUUCAUAAUGGUUAGCAUGAAAUGUUGCCAUACCUCACUUGAGGUUUGUUACGAGCACAUGGCUCCUAAACUGCCAUUCAUUCAGAUGGUAUGUUAGUUUUAUCUGCAAGAUCAAGUUUUUAUAUAUAUAUGUAAUGUUAACAUAGGUAUAGUUCCUGCAAAGCAAUGUCAGGUAACUCAGAACAUGAGCCUAGACAGAACAAACUGUACUGCUUUUUGAAUUCCUUUCUCUCUGGUCUGUUGUAAAGGUUACUAAUCUCUGGAGAAAGAUAAUGGAUCACAUGUUUGGUGAAUAGAUUUUUGGGUUUUCUGCUUUAUCUGCUAAUUUUAAAAUCUUUUAAAGUAAGCUCAUAUAAGCAGAUUUUAAUGUGAAAUUUAUGGGAAGGGCAAAACCAAUAUGUAUUUACUCAUUUCCUGUCAUAUGCUUAAUACUGCAGUAGCUGAUUAUUUAUAUUCCAUGUGCUUCCUUGCACAAGCAAGUUAAAUCUGGAGUUACUCAAAUCAUUAGCUGGAUACAUAGAGUACUUUGAUAUGGAAUGGACAGCAAGUUCCCUGUGUUUCUUCACCUCUAAUUUUCCUCUUCCGUGUUUUUACAAAAUGCAGAAUUCAGGUGCAUGUGCACCUGAAGUACCACGAGUCACACAGAGCAGUAAUUGCCUUUCUGUAAAGGAUGUCACUUGACAUGGAAUAAGGGCAGGUUACAAAAACACUCUUCAGAGCCACUUUAAUUUGUGUGUUGGGACAUUAAACAGAACUCUCAUUAAAAAGGUAGCAUUCUAACAUUGGCACUGCCACUUCUGUUCUGUGUGAAAACUUCCUGCUAGUGUUUUCUAAAAUAUUUUUGAAGGCUAUUGUGAUUUUAGCUUUGUACAGCAGCUCAGAUGGUUUUCAGGAUAAAAAAUACGCUAAUAUGUUAGUAGCCAAUGUUUGCCUUGUGUACAGCAGUCCUGUUGUUUCUAUUCUAGUGAAAAUCAAGUAUAGAACUUGCAACAUUUGGUAGACAGAGAAAAAAUUGCAUUUGCAAACAGGAUUACAGUUCCAGUACACAAGGUAUUAAACUAUGAGGUGACCAUUUCUUUAAUCUCUACUCUUUCUGCAUUAUAUUGCAGAAAGAAGCAAUUUAUAGUUUUACUUCCAAUUGGAGCAGCUUCUGCAUGAAGACAAAUGAAUAAAUAGAUAAAUCUCUUUAGUUUCCAUCCUUAAUUCUUCAUACUUCAGGAGCUUUGAAAGUUACAUGGGCAGGACUAUGUAGUAUUGCAAGUAAUAAAAACAUGUGUAAAAGUUACUGAAUUAAAGGCAGCUGAAUGGAGGUACACAGCAAUCAUAGCACAGUACAGAUAAUAACUGAGGUAUUGCCUCUAACAAAAACCGUGAAGCAAAUGAUGUGCUUUGACUGAGAACAAAGGUGCAAGAAGGUUUUUAUCAAUGGUUAUGCUGCUGUGCCCUGCUGCUACACACUACGACUUGGAACAGUAGAGGGAGACCCAGGAUGACUUAUUACAUCAUACCUUGAGUUUUUUGAUUUUGCUUGAGGUGUUUUCAGGCAGCUGAAUUACCAUGGAAAAGGGUACAGGCCAAGUCAGUGUUUCUGGCAUUUAGUUAGUAAACUUCAUUCACACUUUGUUCAAUUGUAAUGAUUUCCUUUAACUUUUUGGGGCAUAGUGGGAUAGAAAUUGUGAUCUACAAUUUUUUGAAGUGUGAUCAGUCUAUUUAUUUUUAAUAAAUAGUCAAAGUGCAUUUCUGCCCUAAAGUCUGAGAGAAAAGCUACCUCUUUGAAAUAAGGAAAUUUGCAUCUAAAGGCACCUUUGGCUCGGUCAGCUGUGCUGAUAGUUACUCAGUAUCACCUGUUCCCUGUUAAAGCUUAACCGGUUUGCUAAACUAACAUCCAUCUAAACCGUUGAAAUGUAAAGGAUUAUGUAUUAAAAAGCUAAUGCUACUUUUCUUUAUGUAUCAUAUCUUAAUUUUUUCCUAGGUAAAUGCCAAAAGACUUGAAAACUUCAGUUCUGUUUCCGUAAGAUUCACUGUGGUUCUGACUCAUUUAAAAUCAUCUGAAUUUUUUGUCUUGGUUUCCUGCAGUGCCCUAGUAAAUUAACAACUUUACUGCUUAGCUGGAAUAGCUGUGAAAGAGUGUUUGCUUGGCUGAUGUUCAUGCAGCUCUGCAAAGAAGUGGGUAGGUGUGUUCUUUCUGUGGCCACAACAAGGAGCAAGUGUGGGCAGUGACCCAUCUGUGAUCUUUGUAAUGCUGUUGACCAGUGUACAGGGGCAGUUUGGCCCAAGUCUGAAGGUUAUGUUUCCUUAAGGGAGCUUUAGCUCUUAAAAAAUCUUAAAGCUCUCGACUUCUAUCUAGAAGAGCUUAUCCUUUUCACUUACAGCUGAAGUGUAUUCUUGGGGUGUGUGCAAAAGGGAAAUAUUAAAAUAAUCUUGAAAAUCCUUUGCCUUUUCAAGAACUGAAAUUUUAGAUUUGGAUAUAAAAAUCAGUGCUGUCAUGUGGUUAACAUCUCUCAAGAAUUUUGUUUGAAUUAAAAUGCUCACAUCCAAAGCGGGUGUUCGAACUUUUCUUCUGAGACACUAGAUCUAUAGGAAUGUGUAAAGGCAGCUUUCAUUUUCCUGAGGUAUGAAAAUACUGAGGAGAUCAGCUAUUGAUUGUAUCUGAUUGGCAGCUCCUUUGAACCUAACAGAAAUGCACUGAUGAUACCAUGUAAAGGAUGUAGCUGCACACUGCGGGAACAGAUAAAAUGUGCACAAUGUGGCUUGGGGUGGGGAGGGAGUAGGUAGGACUGGCGCCAUAGGUUCAGUCCUGACAAAAAGUACUUGCUGCCGUUUAUGUUUGCAGGAAGGUUAAAUGUUUGCUCUUCUGGAGGGAUCCUGUAUAAACAGGGAUGAAGUAAAUGCAGUCAGAAUUGAGCUAUUGGUCUAAAGGUGUCUUGUGGGGUUGUGUGCCACCUGGCUUCUUCUGGAGCCUUGUGUAGCUUGUAGUUUUGAGCAGCCUUGGAACUUCUCGAUCUAGUGAUGACUUGUGUGCUCCAGUAUGACUUCUUGGAGUGAGUGACUGGUUUUUUUUGGUUAACAGACAGUGAACCUGAAUUGUUAAUGAUGCUGACAAAUGAGAAAUAUCCCACUUGCCUUAAAGGCAAGAGGGAGUGCAGCUUCUGUUAAAGUCUAUUGCUAAUAUAACCACUUGUGGUGGAGAGUGAAAGACAUUUUCCUGGCACUAGCAGAUUAUUUACAUGCUAAUAAAAUAAAGUAGAUUACUUUACACAGGAAACUUAAGAAUUACACCUUUUCAACACCCUGUCUCCCACAGUACGAAAACACACAGUCAGUCUGGCUGUUGUCCAAAACAGUGACAAUAUCCUGUUUUUGUCUAUGAACGUGCAGUCAGCCUCCAGGUUUUUGUUGUAAAACUUCAUCUUUUUUGAGUAAGGCUUUUGUAAAGAUGAGAAAAUAAUACUGGUGGCUUUGUAUUUUAAAUAUUUCUUACAUGUAUAUUUUAAUCAUCUGGUCCUAGUAAAUCAAAUCUACCAGCAGUUAAUCUGAUGGAAAUCAGGCUAUUAAGAUAUUUCUUUGACCAGUUACCUUGCUUUCAUCUUAGGUCCUGUAUGGUUUUAUCCACUUCAGUUUAUCUGAUGGUCUCAGUCCCAACAUAGAUUUUCAUUGGUAAUGAUACCUGUGGAAAAUUUUCUGCGAACUAAAUAGUUUUUGUAAAAAAAGCCACAAUGAUGCCGUUUUAAUAUUGUGAGGUAUUUUAAUAUGCUGAAAUAUGUGGAACAAUAUCUUUCUUGACAGGAGGUAUAAUUCAGGCAGUUUAGUUGUUUAAAUAGUCCUCAAAAAUAAGGGUUUGGGGAAUGAGUAUUCUUCAACAAAACAUGCAUGGCACGUUUGUGUAUAUUUGACCUUUUACCUUUAUCUUUAUUUUCUACUCAAAAGGUCAGUGUUCUCUAGAACUUUUAACUUCUUUUGUUUGUAGCAGCCACUGGAUGCUCAUAUCUCCUUAAUUUUAUGUUUUUAUGUAUUGCAAAACAAAAAUCAACAAAUAGCAUUUACUUAAGGGGCCACCUCGAAAGGCACAAAGGCAGUGAGGAAAGAAUUACCAAGCUAAUCACAAAAGCCUACGACCUUUACUCCAAUUUUCAAACACAAUGAAGACUAUCUCAGUGGCUUAAUUGAAAAUGUAUUAUCAGUGUUCAGAUUGUUGCAUCAUUUGGUUCCAAAAAAUAAUGUAAAAUAAAAUGGCUGAUGCAACUGCUCAGUAGACGCUUUUAUAUGAUGCAAGCUUAUAUUUACAGAAGAAAUGUCUUCAUUUCAGGUCCAGGGAGAUAUUUUCCUUCUAGUGCACAACUUUAGAAACCACAGGCCCUGAUCCUGCAGGCAAGUAGGUGCACAUUAAAUGUUAGCAAUGCCAUUUGAUUGUUUGCCUUCUUUUUCUAUAUUAUCAGUUCAGUAAUAGUUAUGAGGAACAACUUGCCUCUUCUUACUCAGUAUUUUGAUUUAAGUUUUUUUACAGUGUCAGACUGUGGAACUUCUAAGAACACUGAUUUGUGGUUUAAAUUAUUCCCCUGCUGCUGCGGGAGUAUUUAGGAAGGUUUCUAUUGUGGUACCUAAACCACAGGUGUUCUGCAUUCUAAAAAUCAUCUUGUUUCUGAAAGGGCACCAAAUAAGGAAGAAAAAAUGGGUACCUCAUGUUUUAUGGCUACAUAUUGCUGAAUACAGGUUUUAUGUACUUGUAAACCAGCUGUACGUAUCUUGAGGCCAGAUGGUACUGUACUCCUCUGGUAAUAGCCAGUGAAAAGAACUAAAUACUGAGUGGAUUAGUAUUGCUGCUAUUUGACUUAAAUAGUAAGUACUAAUAGAAAUUAUUUUAUGGUCAAUAAUAACCUAAGUACCUCAUUUAGAAGUAACUUUAUACUAAUUACAGAUACUGCUGUAGGCAAAUGAAUGCUUGUGAUUUUCAUCAAUUUUGAUAUCGAUUAGCAGGGUUCCUGCUAUACCACCAGAUGUGGUUGACAGCAGCCUCUGUGCACAGUAUUCCGUGUGCUGACGUGGUGUUAUUAUGUGAGCCAAAUAACCAUCUUGGUGUAAGAUUGCAGUUAGUUGCACAGGUCAGUUAUGGACAGGACUACAGUCUUUGCUUGAAACCCUGUGUUUAAAUUCAGAUUAAAGGUAUUUGGUGAUUGUAACAAUCACCAAACAACAGAUGACAGAAAUAAGACCUAUCCUAUUAAUUUCCUCAGCUGCCCAUGUGUACGUGUAUGUUCUCUCACAUCUGUGUUCCCUUGACUUCUUGUUAGGUCGCACUAGCCUUGGCUAAUGCAAUCCACUUAAAUCUCUUUGAGCUGCCAUUCACUUACACGUAUAAUCUUCUCUUAAGGCCACAUGAUAUGUCCCUCACUGUUACAUACAGUAAGUUCACUUCAGCUACAAGUUGCUUAGCUUGAUUUCUUCUGUCAGUUUUUAUUUUCCAUUGUGUUCCUCUUAACAUGUAUUUGGACCAAGCUUAUUGAUUUAGUAGAUAGCUGCUGUCGCUGGUGUACUGAUUCACUUGCAGUGCUAGCAGGAGUUGUUGGCAGGAAGAUCAUGCUUCUUUUUCUUGCACAAGUUGCAAGCAAACAUGUGAUGUGUUCAUCACUUCAUCCCAGAGUUGUUUCCAUUUCAGUGUUUGAAACUGUUACUACACUGCUUACUGUUUCUUCAGUUCUUCAAAGUUACUGUACAUCUGCAGCACCUGGCUUUUAAAAAGACCACAUUGAAUUUUGGAGGGAGAUUUGAGCAGCAUGGUGGAAGUGCCAGGAGAGUUUCCUGUGAUGUAAUCAGAAUUCUGCAUCAGGAAGUUUUUCUGGUUUUCCUUUGGUUGGCAAGUGUCUUAGUAGAUUUUCUACUCUACAAUCACAUGGGUUGAGCUGUCGAAAAAAGAAAAGCCCAACCAAACAACCCUACAGCUUGAAUUGAACUGAAACUAAAUACUCUGAAGAUGGCUAUGAAUAAUUCAGUUUCCUCUGUUGUAACAUAGAUGAAUCUAUUCUUUAAUUUUUUAUACUACAUGUAGGAGGAGUAUAAAAUCAACUAUGUGAAUAAGGGAGGGGAAAGUUCACAGUAGAAGUUAAAAUUUAGAAUUGAAAGAAUAUCCCACUUUAUGUAUUUAUUGCUUACUGGGCCAGCUUUUCAGCAGGUAAAGGACAACAUAAUGUCUUUUUGCAUAUUUUAGGGAUCGAGUCAUUAACUACUUAUAUUUAGGAUGUUCAGCAUCAAGCUGCAGCAAAUCGAAGUAGGAAGUUAAAAGAAUGUACUGUCUAUCUCCUAAAACUUUAGUGUUUCUGGAUGGGAAAGUAGGUUACACUUCUGCAUUAUAUUGCUAUAGUCCUUUGUCUUCUGAUGCAUGGCUGUCUUUUAUUUCUGUAGUCUUAUUUGUAGCUUGAAGCUGUAGUGUGUAACAGACAUAAAGAAGCUCUUAACUAGAGGUUGAAUUAGUGUGGUUUACGCCUAAUGUACAGGGCUUAAGUAAAGACUUGAUGAAACUAUUUGGAUGUAACUUCUCAAAACAGAGAUUUAGGCGCCUGGCUACCGUGAAUAUUCAGGAAUGACAGGAAGCUGAAGCUGUGUCACCCUCUUAAAUUAUCUUGGCAUAAUGCUUAAUGAUUAUCGUGGCGAGUGAAUGCUAUUAAUGACUAGUAAAAUAUGGAAUAGCAGUAAUGAGUAUUUCUAGGGUAUUUUAGGGGUACUUUAAGGUCAUAUAUGUAGCAUCAGAACAUUUCUAGAGUAACUAUGGGAAGAGGAUUUCUAGAGCUAUUUUAAAUUUUGUGUGUAGCAAAUCACUAGAGAUUAACAAUCUGUUAAUGACAGUUCGUUUUAAAAACCUUUAAAUUUAGAAUUCCUGUCUUACUGUUUAGAUUGGAGGAAAUAGACUAUGUAGCAUAAUAUAUUUCUUGUAAUAGGUAUAUUAAACUUCAGUUGCAGUGUCUUGCAAAUGUACAACUUGCUGAUGUAGUUACUGUUUUUUAAUAGAUCAUUGACCCGUCAAUCAGACUCUGACCAUUUCAGAGAUAAAAAGCUUGGCUUUCAUUGGCUAUUAGGAAUAGAGCACCUUUCCACAAAUUAGGAAAUGGUGUAAUAAUUAACAGGUAUAAUGGAUAUGUGCAUUCAGGUUUCAGGUGUAUCUCUAUGAGUUUUAGCUCCCGUUAUCUUUGGUGUAGUUAACCCACUGUCUGCCCACAGAUAAAUUAAAUACAGUAAAAAAAUGGAUUUUUUUUGUGGCAGUGGCAUUUUGCUAAAAUGAUUGAUAGAUUUUUGCUCAUCUUUUUAAAAUCUGUAAUGAAUUGUUCUUUCAGACUUUUAUUUAAAACAAGGUUCAGAACUUCACUAACAAACUCAUUAAGUGAGUAAUAAUUCCAUUCUAAAGCAGCAAAGCAAAGGUUCAUUAAACAGUUUUGCAUACAGAGAAUUUAGGUAAACUUCAGGUUUUUUUUUUCUUUCUGAUUUACAGACCUAAAUGAUUUUAGGUACUGAUGAUUCCUAGUACAGGAAGGACUUUGACAUCUUUGACCAAAAAGUCACUUGGAAGUUGCCAAAGCAGGUCGUUUGCUAGUGGACUUACUACAUGAAUCAGAAAGUUGGCAAACGUCACCAUUCCUAAGCUAAUUUAGGUUUUGAAAAUAUAAACUGUAUUUUAAUUGCAAACAUUCAUUAAAUAACACCAAGGUUCAAUUCCUUUGGUGUGAUCAUAGAAUCAUAGAACAGCUUGGGUUGGAAAGGUUCUUAACAAAAAUCAUCAAGUUCCAAACCCCCUGCCAUGGACACGUUUCACUAGACCAGGUUGCUCAGGGCCCCAUUUACCCUGGCUUUAAGUGUGCUGGCACUGCAAAAUAUGAAUCAGGAAAACAAAUCCUAAAUUUAGAGAAGUUACAGAACUGGAAAGUUAAGGAAAACUUCCUGAAUUUUUGUGUAACUUAUAACUCUUUAAACAUGACAGAAAACAAAAGAGAAGUGAUACUUAAAAUGAGGGGCUGAUAAAUUACUAUAUAACUGGACAUUUACCAAGUUCAUUUAAACUAAUAGUAACAUUUUCUACUUGACAUAGAUCUGUUACUUAACUUUUUCCAUCAUGUAUUAGGUAGCCUUUUAUCCACAAAACUUAUUAACAUCACUUCUUUAGGGAUUCAACCUCACUUUGCUUUGUCUUUCCCUUACCUGAUCUACUACUUUAGUGUUGAACUGUAAAUUCUGUCCUUCUGGUUAUUUGUAUAUUAUCAUUCUUUAUGUAACUCAAAGCUUUCAUAGGUUUGGAUAUUGUCCUUUAAGAGUUAUGUUCUUAUAAGACUAAAUUUAAAUGUACAACUGUAGAAGUUUGGACACCCCAAUGUUUUAAGUAGUACUUGUUUUGUUAUGAGCAUAAAAGUGAGCAGUACCAGUCACUGGGUUUUGUAGCUUCUUUGUAUUUUGCCCAGUCUAAUUUUAGUGGUUGUAUAUUGCUUUUCCAGUGACAACAAUGAUAUAGCAGAGAUCAGCAUUCCAGGAUGUUUAUGGUUUUUCCAUGUUACAACGAGCCUUAUGAAUGUGCAGAUUUACCGACCCCUAGUGGGGUUGUUAGGAAAAUGGUUGCUAAUUUAAUUAGUGCUAAAUGAAAAAUUUGCAUCUUUUUCAAAUGCUGUAUUUGUUUUAAUGGUCUUUUCCUUCUAUUUACAGCUGGAUUAUCUCAAAAUUUUUCUGGUGUUCUCUACAUCUACGGAAUUGCCUAUUGCAGCAACUUCUAUUAGCAAGAGUACUCCCGAAACAAAUAGCUAUAAUCAGCAUUUUAAUGAACAGUUAUAGCUGUUUCUGCUUAUUUUAAAAUUAUAAUUAUACAGCAGAAAUUUAAAAAAAAAAAUCUUCUUUUUUGUGUGCUGUGUAAGUGGGCUAAUUUUAAUUAGCUAGAAAAGCUAGUAAUUUCUUGAGUAGUUUGAUACUCCGUGAAUGAAUUAAAGCAAAUCCUAAAUUUCCUGCUCAAGCUUUACUGACCUCUUAGUGGUUAUUAAAUAAUUACAAUUUAUCAGUAAUAGCUUGAAACAGUCAUUUCAUGCCAAAACAGCAUGUAAAAUAUUGCAUUCCUAGCAAACUUUCUAAAUAGCUCUAGUAUUUUAAUCAUUUAGUUGAAACUGUAAUUUCUUGGAAGAUUAAAUGAUCUCUUAACCAUGCUGUGAAGAUUUCUUAAAGACAUUUAUUUCACAGGAGUUAAAAUCAAGCACCGAAUAGUGAAUUCACAUUUGACUGUUUAAUUAGCAAUAAUAAAUGAAGACAAAUAGGUCAAUAAUAAAACUUAAUUUUAACUUCACUAUAAUGUGUUUCCAAGUGUCAGAAUCAGAAACUAGGUGUUGUUUUAUUUUUAUAAAUUCAUUUUUCUGUGCAAGUUUGACACAAAGAAAUAUUAAAUAUUUCUAAAGUAACUUCCAUACUUUAGAUUUUGUAUAUCUAUUUUUAUAGGCUUUAGGUAGUCGAGUAGUGCUUUUUCCAGGUAAACUAUGAAAUACUCCUAUGAAUUUUAGGUAUUUUUUUAAUUUUUAAGAAAAAGUAAAAUCUUUUUUUUUUUUUUUGCAUUUGCUAAUAUUUAUUAUUGUGCUUAUUUAUUAUUGUGCAUAAACCACAUUAUUUAAAGUCAAACUUACACAGCAGUCAAAAAUGUCAAAAAGACCACAAAUUCAUAUUUUUGUGGGAGCACCCAGUAUUCCAAGCCCACUGGAGAUGUUAGAGCAAAGUAAUUCAGCACCUACUGCUGAGAAAUGGAGAGAACUCCACUGUUUGUGUGAUACACAUGGGUUUGUUUCUGGAAAAGUCCAGGGUGCUGCUGCCCCCUCAGUGCUCCAGGCAGAAAGCUCCACAGCCUCAGGACUCCCUACAAAAGGGGACAGCACUCAGGCUCAGCAGGGCAGGUUCAUGGCAAAAGAAGGUUUGACAUCUCCUGCCCCUGCGGCAGUGACUUGUACCAACUUUCCUAAAAACACAAGUUUAACUUGCUCUGGUUGUCAGAUAUGCAAAGAUAGAUACACAUCUGCAGAUGUAAAUCAGGCUGCAGAUCAACACCUGCCCCAGACCUGUGCAGAAUCAGCUGGACAGGAUAAACCAUCACAUGGCUGCUGUCCAGACCUCACUGAGAGAAAUGCCAGUCAUUCAGGAGUUAACAGCUCUGACAUUUCUGAUUUGGUUGCCAGUACUAAGCAGGUCAGCAUCCAUCUGCAGUCUGUGGGAUUUCAGUCAGGUCAUAGAAGUGAACAUCAUGAACAUCUAAGUCAAUAUCUGGAUAUGUUUUUCAAAAAAAGUCAAGAGUCCAAAUCAAAAGAACCAAAUCACUGUGCAGACUUUGUGGUGUCAGCAGACACUGAAUUUCAGAGUGUAGUGACUUCGAGUCUGGUGGCUGUUUUUGCACAGGAUCAGAAUGAGAUGCAGGAAAGAAUUGGAAAACUAUCAGAAACAGAAGCAGGCAAAAAAGCUGAAGAAAGGCAGUGUGAUCGCUUCCAAUGUGAUUCUGGUGUUGGAACAUGUACUACUAGUGUGACUGAAAACGAAUAUAAGGAAGAGGAUGCAAGUUCUCUUGAACUUUUCAGUUCUGAGGAUGAUGGGGAAAAUGUUUGGACUGAAGCUACAAAACAAGAAGGAAGUGCUAAGGAACAUACAGAAAAGUUUCAAGAGCUUAGUGUUCCUGCUAAGCAAUUUGUAAAUGAAAUCCAUAUUGAGUCAUUGAGCUCUGGAAUACUGUGCUCUCAAGGAAACUGUUCUCACAAGAACUCUUCUAAAAGACCCCGCAAGUAUGAAGAUUCUUUUCAUUUUUUUCACUCAGCAUUUCAAAGACAGCUGAAAUCCAAGAGAGCUAAACUGAAUUCUUCUCCACCUGGUUCUGGGGUGAGAGUGGAUCUGGAGAGGAUGACAGAGUUCAAGAAACUCCAAAAGAAACUAUCACUACUUAAGAACUGCUGCAGCAAAAAUCAAAAGUACAGUAUUUUGGUCACAGUUGUACAUCCUUGUCAUAUCAAAGAAAUACAGGUGAAGACUAAAACAAAAUCUUCGUGUAAAGUUCCUGUUGCAACAAUUGUUGUUGUCGACCAGUCAGAAGUUGAGAGAAAGGUGGUGCUGUGGCGUGCUGCUGCAUUUUGGUCUCUCACUGUGUUUCCUGGGGAUAUUGUACUGCUUACAGAUGUAGUAAUGUAUGAGAAUCUUUGGUGUGGAGAAGUCAUGCUUCAGUCUACAUUUACCAGUCAGUUACUAAAUCUGGGGAACUGCUCAGCUCUCAAUCCUGAAGAAUUUUAUCCUAUAGUGGAUGGUGGUGUUCUCCAUGGCUUGUUGGCAUACAUAUCAUCAGAAUUUCCACACUUCAGAGACAUUCCACAAAGACAAGUUCAGAGACUGGAUGAUGUUCAGUAUGUGCAGCUAGAUCAGCUCCAGCCAAAUACUUUGGUGCACUCAAUCCUGAAAAUUAUCAAUAUUUCUGUAUUAAUAGAAUCUGUGUACAGCUACAGAGGUGGCAACCAAAGAAAAAUUAUUCUAACAGUAGAACAGAACAGAGAUCAACGCUAUAGGAUGGUUCUGUGGGGAGCAGGGGCUGCCUGGUGCCCUCAGCUUCAGAGGAAAAAAGAUCACAUAUGGGACUUCAAAUACCUUCUUGUCCAACAUAGUUCUGUCUCAGGUGACUUGGAACUGCAUACAACUCCCUGGUCAUCCUGUGAGUGCUUGUUUGAUGAUGACAAAAGGGCAGUUGAAUUUAAAGAAAAGUUUCAGAAAAGUCAAACAUCCCUCAUGGAGUUGACAAGGCUCUCAGCACAUUUGGAGGAAAAAUGCUCAGGAGUGAUUCAAGUGAAAGCCCAUAUCUUAGAACUGAAGUUUACCAUUUCCACUGGUCAGUACAAGCAACUCAUCUUCUCUGCUGACACUUCACUGGAGUGUGUUUUGGCUUCUCUGCCUAUGAUCACAUAUUCAGGUUGUGCCAAAUGUGGUCUGGAACUACAGGCAGAUGAGAACAUGAUCUACAAGCAAUGUAUUAGAUGUUUGCCAUACAACAAAGUCAAAACAUUCUACAGACCUGCUUUGAUGACAGUAGAAGAUGAAGGAUAUGAAAUUUAUGUUCAUGUGGUAUCUGAGUUGAUGGAAAAAAUCUUCCUCAAUAUUCCUGCAGACUGGCUGAAGAGAUUAGUAGUUCCCUCUUCAGAUAUAACCUACAGCACAAUAGUAGCAGAUCUGUGUCAUUCACUGCUGGCAGAUACAGAAGCAUCCUAUUUGCUGGAAAUCAGAAGCCACUUCGUGCUAGAUGAGAACAGCUAUCCUUUGCAAAAGGAUUUCCAUCUGCUAAAUUUUCAUCCUGAUCUGUGAGCUCUGCACUAACUGAGUAACAAAGACCAUAAGGACACACAGAUGGGAAGCAGAAGAAAAAUGACUUAGCUGAAGGAAGCAAAUCUCUUAAAAAAAUGAUAAUAAAGGAUUUUGGUUUUAACUUACAAAAAAGCAAAACCAUCAAAAGGACUGGUAUGGAAUAUCUGCUGGUAGUGUAUACUGCUGGAGUAAUACUGAUGAAUUUUCAUAAAGUAUAUUUUUAUACAUGUAUUUUUAUGUUAAUAAUUAUGUUAAUAAACUCCAACAAUUUCUUCA
Corvus hawaiiensis (hawaiian crow) is the source of this 12650-nucleotide messenger RNA. RefSeq names its product shieldin complex subunit 2 (gene SHLD2). Lineage: Eukaryota; Metazoa; Chordata; Aves; Passeriformes; Corvidae. Bases 9696 to 12374 code for a protein of 892 amino acids. The transcript is spliced from 8 exons. Gene Ontology annotation, biological process: regulation of double-strand break repair via homologous recombination. Gene Ontology annotation, cellular component: nucleus; site of double-strand break. The record is from RefSeq and is a predicted model, not a curated record.